This is a messenger RNA of Mycena citricolor, 4632 nucleotides long. The record is from the annotation of a GenBank genome assembly. NCBI's taxonomy places the organism in Eukaryota, Fungi, Basidiomycota, Agaricomycetes, Agaricales, Mycenaceae.
UCUUUAUAGUUUUGCUCCCUUGCGAGCCGUCAUCGGAGGCAGUGCAAAGCUGUAAGCGAAGAACGAAACGAUGAUGACAUGUGACAGGCCCGGAUGCCGAUGAGGACCUUACGGCACCUGGCCUGAUUCUUAUGAGGUCGUCCUGCCAGAUGGCCGAAGGAAUCCAGAUCCAGGCUUGGACGACUCAAGAGAUUCGGUGUAUUAAUAACUUGGGAACACGCCCGCCUGUGCUUCUCGAUUCCUGGUCCCGGUCCGGGAGUUGUCGCCAAAUCAAACAAAUGUUCUCCGAGGCGCAGUCCAGUCCUUAUCUCGAACCUGACUCGGUCUGAAAAUAAGCACUCGAGAUCGAGUCAUAUUCCAGCAAAACAUGCAAAAGCACUGAGCAUCAGUUUUCCCGAUGCCGAUCCAUCAACGUUAUACAUCCACAGGAACUGAUGGACACACUGCUGGGCGACCUGGGCAAUCUACGCUUUCGGGCAAGACCAGACCAGACAUACAUACAUACAUAUGAACUUACAGCGGAGAACCCCGCCGCUUAUCUCGCGUAGCCAGUCAAGGGGCGGGAUCCGUGUACAUCUCCCAUCCCGUCUGAUCGUAUUUACUUCCGUGGUUCCUUUUUUCCACCAGAAAUUCUGCUCUGUCAUGCAGCCCGUGCGGCAUGCGCAAAAAUAAGAGCAGAGUGCAUGCGGAAACGCCGUGUGAGACGCGGACCCUCGAACGGACACGGGCCAAGCGAGAGACACUAGCCGGCCAAAGCGUGUGCCUCCGGUAGGCGGAGUCGACUGGGACCCGGCGGUGGCUCAGGCUCUGGCUGGCAGGCCCCCCCGUGUCACGCGGGGCGGCACUCGAUGACGUCGCAGAUCUACUUAGCUCCAGGAACGGCGAGUCCGUUGGACCAGAACCACCGGGGACCCAGCUGUCGAACGACUCGGACACAUACCCAAGACGUUCACACCGAGCCUCGCGGUCAGCUGAUCCCCAGCGCCGAUCAACUGACCCGCUCUAGGCUUUUCUGCCCCAGCGACUCAGCAAAAGCCUGGGGGUAUUACGAGCACGGGAACUGACGGGGCCCACGUUCUGAGCGUAAGCAUCCGGCGCACAGUCAUCUGGUGCGUGGGGGCCAUUGAGUCCUGCGCCGCGCCCGGCAUCGGCGCGUGUGGCUGGCACUGUCAAGCUUUUUUUUUGCAGCGGCACGAGACACAUGUGCGCGCACACAUGUUUCAUGUGAGGUGGCAAACAGCAGUUUUCCAGCUCGGGCGGGAAUUCGCGAACGCUUGGCAUGUGGCAUUUUCCCGGCAAGACAGAGUGAAUUUAUGCAUGCAACCACCGCAGUCCCUCUUCCCACAGUGGAAAUAGCCGCCAGUUGGUCUGUAAGCACGAAAAACUGGUAAUCCAUUCACACCGUCACGCACAUGCAGCAAAAAAAAACUUCUUGUCCAGCCCAACUUCUAGAACUCCGUCUCAUCUCUGAUCGAUCUGGGGCGACCGCAAGAUCCGGCGAGAACACAGCGCAGAAUACGCUUUGUUUCAGCGAACAGAAUCACGCAGCAGACGCCGGUGGCGUGCGAGUGGCGUGCGUCUGCGUCUGCGUCUGCAUCUGCACCUGCGCCCCCCCACCCCACGUGCCUCGGCGUCACGCGCCCCCGGCCGUCCGAAGUCGCCAAGGCCCAGUGCAGGUUGCGCUUCUGGUUUUAUUAAACGCCACCAUCCGCGCGCGCACUGGCCCAAGGGCAACCCCGAGAUGGACACCACCGGAUCGCAGAUCGAUACCCCCCCCACGCACGGUGCGGUACGAUAUGCGUCCGGGGGCACGAAGGAUCCGAGAUGCCAACGGGGUACCAAGGCGCAGCCGGGCCCGACGAACGGUGCACGUUGGAGCGUCAUGGAUCGGAGGAGCAGACGUAUUUCUUCGUCGCGGGACCCGCGAGUUUGGAAGAGCCGUGUGGAGCUCGCGGAAGGCUCUCAGGUGAGACAGGACAGGAAUAGAACAUGGACCGUCGUGCUUGGCUCCACCGUCUUCGAAGACCGGUUCGCUGUCGGGUCUGCCGGAACGAAUACGAGGUCGCGAGGGGUGGUAUCUGGUCCUUCCUGACGCACACCUUUCUGCAUUCGAGCGGAUCCGGAGCCGGGAUCUGCAUCAUCUGAAAACAGAGUGCAUGAUGUCAUGAGCCGUUUUUGUCUUGGUUGAGACAUCUGUCCUCAAGAUCCGAAUGGCAGACUAAGGCAACCAAGGCAGAGAGUGGAGGUCAGAAAGAAGCAGCGGUGAUCAACGCUAUCGUCAUUGCACGUGAGCCCUAAGUUCUGUUCGGAUCGUACAACCACUGUCAAUUUCUCGGGCGCGCUAGUCAUCUCUCUAUCUCUGGUUGACUUCGCUGCGCUCCCGAAACCGGGCAGUUUAACUAAACUCGGACGAGGUCUUGCGGUGGAUAUUCUCAACAUAUGCCUAUAAAUAGCGCCGCUGCAUCCCUGGUCCUGCACUACUGCCCUCUUCAGCAUGGAAUUCGAGCAAAGCUUUGACAUCAUAUUCGCCGGUGGAGGCACUACAGCGUGCGUCAUUGCGGCGAGGCUGAGCGCUGCAGUGCCGUCACUCAGCAUCCUGAUCGUUGAGGACGGACCGGAUACGCUCGACUCGCCGAUGCAUCUACAGCCAGCGUUGUUUAUCGAGAACAUGCGCAACCCUGCAUCGCCGACGAUGCAGUUCCACGGGACGCGCGACGCGUCUGGCAAGCUGAGCAGCGUGAACCACGGCCGGUGCGUCGGCGGAAGCAGUGUCAUCAACGCGAUGAUCUACAACCGCGCGGCGGCAAGCGACUACGACGACUGGGCGCGAGCUGGGAAUCCGGGCUGGGGUGCCGAGGACCUCAUCCCGCUCGCGAAGAAGCUGGAAACGUACCAGGGCAAGAUUGUCAACGACACGCACGGUUCUUCGGGGCCGAUCCAGGUGUCCCCGGCCCGCGCGCUCGGACUUGGGGCGGACUUUCUGGACGCCGCGGCUGCGUACCCUCGCGGCCGAUCCUUCACCGACGAUCUGAACGGGUUUGGGCCGGUGGAUGUUUACGGCCGGUGGCCCAAAUACAUCGACGGCCCGAGCGGACGCCGGUCCGACGCUGCGAACACGUGCCUCUACCCCCGGCUCGGCACGACCGCCUCGAACAUCCGCAUCAUUUCGCGCGCCCGGGUGUCUGCGGUGCUGUUCGACGGCUCCACCGCCGUGGGCGUGGAAUACCACUCCCGUGACCCCGGGACGGUGCACCGCGUCGGGGCGAGCAAGAUGGUCGUCAUCUCGGCUGGGGCGUUCUGUUCGCCUGCCAUCCUGGAACGUUCUGGGGUGGGCCAGCAGGCGAGAUUAGAGCUUCUGGGGGUGCCCGUUGUCGCUGAGAUCCCCGGUGUCGGCGAGAACUAUAACGACCAUAUCGGAGCUGCACCCUCGUAUUUCGCCGACGAAAGUCAGCUCACACUGGACGGGGUGCUUGAAAACCUAUCAGCGACGGGCGAUGCAGAGCGGGGAGUCGUCGCGUCAAACGGCUUCGACGCUGGGAUCAAGCUCCGCCCCAACGACAGUGAUCUGGAGGUCCUGGGGCCUGGCUUCCAGCCCCGCUGGGAGUCGUUCUUUAUGGACGCCCCCGACAAAUCCGUGCUGGUGGCUAUCCUCGCCGCAAUGUCGCUCCAGGCCGUCCUGCAGAAAUCCGACCACGAGAGCGGCUCCACGACGGUGUUCUCCCUCACGUACUACCUCUGCUACCCGGGCUCGGCCGGCUCCGUCCACGCCACCUCAACAGACCCCUACGCCGCACUCGACAUCGCGACUCACCUGCUGACCAAAGAGGAAGACGUCCUGGCGCUCCGCUGGGGCUACAAGUGGACCCGCGAGCUCGUGCGCCGCAUGGCCAGUUUCCACAGCGAGGUCCCCGCCAGCCACCCGCACUUCGCAGACACCAGCGCAGCCAAGGCGAUACUACUAGACGAGCGGCACGUCGGCGCGCAGGCCCCGGAGAUCCAGUACUCGGCCGAGGACGACCGCGCGAUCGACGCGUACCACCGCGCGGUCGGGGCGGCGACGUGGCACGGGCUCGGCACGUGCGCGAUGAAGCCCAAGGCCGCUGGGGGCGUGGUCGACGCGCGCUUGAACGUGUAUGGCACCGCGAGGCUGAAGGUCGCCGACAUGAGCAUCGCGCCGUCCAACGUCCUCGCGAACACGUACAACACCGCGCUCAUCAUCGGCGAGAAGGCGGCGCUGAUCAUCGCGGAGGACCUGGGAGUGCCGCUCGCGUAGGUCGUAUCAAUGCAACAGGUUUUGAUAAGUAGUAUCUAAUCUAACACGUGGCUACUGCACAAAAAACAACAACAUACAUAAGGAGGUACUGAGGCAGGUACAAUGGUGAAUGAAUGAAUGAAUGGGGUACACAAGAAAGGUUACAUGGAAAGCGUGUGCGUGAAAGAAUGCGUGCAUGUGUGAUGAGGGUGCCAGAGUGACAAUGUGAAGUUACAUAUAGAGAACAAGAAGAAGGGAUCGGUGAUGCGGCAUAAUCGUAUGGUCGUCGAAACCUAUCGUGUCGUGUCGGACAUCAAGUGAAUUCACCCAAUCAACUUGCGCAGGAACCCGAGCAGCAUCCCGGACAGGUUGCUGAUCAC